AUGGCAUCUAAACGCAUAGCUCAAUCUUCUGUAAACUGGGCAGCAAUUGCUGAACGAGUACCUGAAGCAGACAAAGCGUCUUACUUAGCGUUCAAAGCCAAGUCCGAUGGAUAUCUUCGCAAAAUGUUGGCUGCUCCAGCCGAACCACUGAAAAUCGAUUGGGCGGCAUAUAAAAAUAAAAUAGCUGUACCUGGAUUGGUCGACAAUUUUGAGAAAUUGUACAGUGCAAUUAAAAUUCCAUACCCUGAGGACAAGUACACUCCAGCUAUUGAUAAACACGAAAAGGAAAUUAUCAAAGGUAUUGAAGCAUUCAAAGCCGAAUCAGAAGUGAUAAUCAAAGAAGCUGAAAAGAGGAUCGCAGAAAUCAACAGUUUGCUGCCAUUCGGUCAAAUGACCUUUGAAGAUGCUGCUUAUAUUCAACCGGAAUUGACAUUGGAUUUGGAAAACAAACCAUCAUUCUGGCCGCAUCAAGAGAUUGAUUACAUUAACGACGAACCAGAAGGAGAAACUCCACAAAUUGAAGAACAGAAAAAAAUUGAUGCAGCUCAUUAA
Molecule: messenger RNA, 552 nt
Organism: Macrosiphum euphorbiae (potato aphid)
Lineage: Eukaryota; Metazoa; Arthropoda; Insecta; Hemiptera; Aphididae
Source: the annotation of a GenBank genome assembly